UCAAUCAUUCUUGAUUCUUGUUUUGUGAGGGGUUCAGGUUCUGUUUUUUUAAUUUAUGUUCUGGCAAAGUAAAGUUCUAAUGAAUUCUCACAUCGUUUUGAAGGAACAAGUUUCCUAGAAAACUGACAGGAAAGUCCAUCUUCAGAGACAACUUCUUUGGGACAUCUUAAAAUGGAAAGACAUAGAGCUGAAAGCCAUCGAUCGCACAGUGACAGAAAGUAUCCGUAAGAACAGGGUAUUUGUUGUACUUGAUGAUGUUGAAGACAUGGAGCAACUUAAUUAGGUCGGAAAAUAUUUUAGCCGCUUUGGGGCAGGAAGCAGGAUAAUCAUUACAUGCAUUUGUUAAAGCAGCUUGGAGUAGAAAAUAUAUAUAUUCACCGGAAAAACUCGAUUGUGGUGAAUCUUUUAAACUCCCAAGUUGGCAUGCUUUUAGAACAAGUGAACCUCCUGAAGCAUUUCAAAAGCUCUUUGGAAAGUUGGUUGCGUAUUGUGGAGGACUCAAUGUGCUUAAGGAGAGGUGUCUUAUAACAGUCCAUGAUAACAGACUAAUGAUGCAUGACUUAUUCCGAGACAUGGGAAGACAAAUUUUACGAGGAACAUCUCGGAUCAACUAUUGAAAGAAGUAGAAUGUGGGAUCUUGAUGAUGUUAUUGAUGUAUUGACAAACAAUUCUGUAAUGACUUUAAUCCCUAUGGUUUCUCUUUUUUUUUUUCUGAACCUAAAAUUAUUAGGUAGAAUUGGGAUCACAUUUAGACUGAUAAAAUUAUUUUUCAAUAUUAGGGUACAGAUCAUGAGGUGAAGCCAGUUCAGGAGGUGAAUCUAUUGUUAAAAAGGUGAAUUAGUAACUGUAAACAACAAUCAUAUAAAUACAUGUGGAUUGUGGAGAGAUGAUUCCUUUCGUGAGUCCUUCAAAUCAAAUGAUAAAGAUAAACAGUUAGAAGUAAGAAGAAGAAAGAGUUAAGAAAGUAACAACGGGAGAAGAACAACGAAUGAUCAAAUUAGUCCACACACCGUGUAGAACCGUUAUCUCUAGAACAAUAAUUCAUUAUGCGGAUUGUAUAAAUACUUCACUCGUCAAAUUUUACCGCCGUAACUUUUCUUUUAGUAGCCGUUGAUUUAUUCAAAUAAAGAAAACUGGGAAUAAAAAAAUCAUUUCAUGUUGAUAUAUAUUAUACAAAUUUGAAGCGAAAAUGCCAGCAAUCUUUUAGCUCUUUAUUUCUAAAAGCAAAAUGCGAUUCAGAACGACGAUAUGGAGACAUCAUCAAUCUCUGGAGAAGCUCAAACCCAAAUUCAGAAUCUACACCCUCGGUGUCGUCGUUGCAUCAGCGUCUCGUUUCCAUGUCGCACACAACCUGUUCGACAAAAGUCCUGACCGAGUUCAAGAAAACCACACAAGCUUGCUCUUCGGCUACUCCCGCGACGGACGCACUCAAGAAGCGACCAGACUCUUCUUAACCAUCCACCGUUCCGGAGCCGAGAUGGACUGCUCAACCUUCUCCUCCGUGCUAAAGGUUUCCGCUACUCUAUGCGACGAGCUUCUCGGCAAACAGCUGCACUGCCAAUGCGUAAAGUUCGGGUUUUUAGACGAUGUGAGCGUUGGCACGUCGCUUGUUGACACGUACAUGAAAGGCAGUAACGUUAAAGACGGAAGAAACGUUUUUGACGAGAUGAAAGAGAGGAACGUUGUUACUUGGACUACUUUGAUAAGCGGGUACGCGAGGAAUGGGUCUAAUGAGGAGGUUCUGAAGCUGUUUAUGAGAAUGUAUGAAGAAGGGACUGAGCCUAACUCGUUUACAUUCGCAGCUGCUCUUGGAGUUUUGGCUGAAGAGGGAGUGAGUGGGAGGGGGAGGCAGGUGCACACGGUUGUUGUCAAGAACGGUUUAGACAAAACCAUUCCUGUUUCCAACUCUCUGAUUAAUCUUUAUCUCAAAUGCGGUAACGUUAGGAAAGCUAGAAUCUUGUUUGAUAAGACGGAAGUGAAGAGUGUGGUUACGUGGAACAGUAUGAUCUCGGGGUAUGCAGGGAACGGUCUUGAUUUAGAAGCGUUGGCGAUGUUUCACUCCAUGAGGCUUAACCAUGUCCGGUUAUCUGAAUCGAGCUUUGCUUCUGUUAUCAAGCUCUGCGCUAACCUCAAAGAGCUGAGGUUCGCGGAGCAGCUCCAUUGCAGUGUUGUGAAAUACGGGUUUUCGUUUGAUCAGAACAUAAAGACGGCUCUGAUGGUGGCUUAUAGUAAAUGUGCAGUGAUGUGUGAUGCUCUUACGCUGUUCAAAGAGACGGGUUUCCGUGGGAACGUUGUGACAUGGACAGCUAUGAUCAGUGGUUUCUUGCAGAAUGAUGGGAAAGAAGAAGCUGUGGACUUGUUUAAGGAGAUGAGGAGGAAAGGAGUUAGACCGAACGAGUUCACUUAUUCCGUCGUUCUCACUGCUCUUCCUGUGAUUUCUCCAUCAGAGGUCCAUGCGCAAGUUUUAAAGACUAACUACGAGAGAUCUUCAACGGUUGGGACUGCUCUUCUGGAUGCUUAUGUGAAGUUAAGCAAAGCAGAUGACGCUGCGAAAGUUUUUAGCAGUAUUGAUGAUAAAGACAUUGUUGCUUGGUCAGCGAUGCUUGCAGGAUACGCUCAGAGUGGGGAGACAGAAGCAGCUGUAAAGAUGUUUAGCGAGCUCACAAAGGGAGGGAUAAAACCGAACGAGUUCACAUUCUCCAGCGUCCUCAACGUGUGUGCUGCUGCUUCCGCAUCUUCUGGACAGGGAAAGCAGUUCCACGGGUUCGCUAUAAAAUCAAGAGUGGAUGACUCUCUAAUUGUUAGUAGCGCUCUUCUAACCAUGUAUGCAAAGAAAGGCGACAUCGAGAGCGCGGAAGCAGUCUUUAAAAGGCAGGGAGAGAGAGAUCUAGUGUCGUGGAACUCGAUGAUCUCCGGGUAUGCACAGCACGGGGAAGCUAUUAAGGCGCUCGAUGUUUUCGAGGAGAUGAAGAGGCGGAAGGUGAAAAUGGACGGCGUAACGUUCAUAGGAGUGUUUGCUGCCUGUACACACGCAGGGUUAGUAGAAGAAGGCGAGAAGUAUUUCGAUGUAAUGGUGAGAGAAUGCGAGAUUGCACCUACAAAGGAGCAUAAUAGCUGUAUGGUCGAUCUAUACAGCCGAGCCGGGUUGCUUGAGAAGGCUAUGGAGGUCAUAGACAGCAUGCCGUACCCAGCUGGUUCGACCAUUUGGAGGACAGUUCUAGCUGCCUGCCGUGUGCACAAGAAAACAGAGCUUGGGAGAUUAGCUGCAAAGAAGAUCAUUGAUAUGAAACCAGAGGAUUCAGCUGCGUAUGUGUUGUUGUCUAAUAUGUAUGCAGAGUCAGGAGAUUGGGGAGAGAGAGCGAAAGUAAGGAAGCUGAUGGAGGAGAGAAAGGUGAAGAAAGAAGCUGGCUACAGUUGGAUUGAGGUGAAGAACAAGACUUACGCGUUCUUGGCGGGUGAUCGGUCUCAUCCUCUCAGAGAUCAGAUCUAUAAGAAGCUAGAGGAUUUGAGUAGACGGCUGAAGGAUUUAGGGUAUGAGCCGGAUACGAGCUAUGUGCUUCAGGAUAUUGAUGAUGAGCUUAAAGAAGCUGUUCUUGCUCAGCAUAGUGAGAGAUUGGCUAUUGCUUUUGGGUUGAUCGCUACGCCAAAGGGAAGUCCUCUUUUGAUCAUUAAGAACCUUAGGGUCUGUGGGGAUUGUCAUGCAGUUAUCAAAUUGAUUGCGAAGAUUGAAGAAAGAGAGAUUGUAGUUAGAGAUACUAAUCGGUUUCAUCACUUUAGUAGUGAUGGAAUUUGCUCAUGUGGGGACUUUUGGUGACUAUAAUACAACGAAAACACAUUUUUUUUUACACAUC
Messenger RNA from Brassica napus (rape), 3851 nucleotides. Its product is annotated as pentatricopeptide repeat-containing protein At2g27610. Gene Ontology annotation, molecular function: protein binding; RNA binding; zinc ion binding. The record is from RefSeq and is a predicted model, not a curated record. The transcript has a single exon. The coding region runs from base 1229 to 3814 and encodes 861 amino acids. NCBI's taxonomy places the organism in Eukaryota, Viridiplantae, Streptophyta, Magnoliopsida, Brassicales, Brassicaceae. Gene Ontology annotation, biological process: RNA modification.